GCGGAAGUGCGGAGUCGGACGGUAUUGGGUGUGUGACGCCAGUAACCGAAACUUCCUGGUUGCCGUGCUCCACCUGACGAAACUGGAGCAAAAUUCACACGAAAACAUAACUGUCUGCUCAUAUUAUACAACAAACUGACAUCCCAUCACUACAUCACAUCAUCUUUGUGAAAGCAGAGGGAUAAUUCAUUAUUUAAAGUAGAGAAAUCAGUCGAGCGCUGCUGGAGGAUCCGAAGAAGACGGUCUUUCUGUCUGUCUGUAGGAGGAUGAGGGUGUUUGCCGGUGGGAAGGAUGAAGAGUUCCCCAGCUAACCGCAGUCGGGACAUCGAGCGUCAGGCAGGAUAUCUGCGCCCAGAGCACUGCGCACCGCCCCCUCUGCGGACACACUCGGCCGACGACAUGUGGUUCAUCCGGGACGGCUGCGGCAUUGUGUGCGGCGUGAUCACAUGGCUGCUGGUCUUCUACGCCGAGUUUGUGGUCGUCUUCGUUAUGCUGCUGCCGGCGAAGAAUGUGGUGUACAGCUUCAUUAACGGUGCUGUGUUUAACGGACUGGCCUUCCUCGCCCUGGCAUCACACUUCAGAGCCAUGUGCACCGACCCGGGAGCCGUUCCAAAGGGAAACGCCACUAAAGAGUUUAUAGAGAGUCUGCAGCUCAAGCCUGGACAGGUGGUGUAUAAAUGUCCCAAAUGCUGCAGCAUCAAACCUGAUAGAGCUCAUCACUGCAGUGUGUGUAAGCGCUGUAUCAAGAAGAUGGACCAUCAUUGCCCUUGGGUCAACAACUGUGUGGGAGAGAACAACCAAAAAUACUUUGUGCUCUUCACUAUGUACAUUGCUUUGAUUUCUCUUCAUGCUCUCAUCAUGGUCGUUCUCCAUUUUGUCUUCUGUUUUGAAGAAGACUGGGCAAAGUGCAGUUCAUUUUCUCCUCCGGCGACUGUCAUCCUCCUCAUCUUCCUGUGCUUUGAGGGUCUCCUCUUCCUCAUUUUCACCGCUGUGAUGUUUGGGACCCAGAUUCACUCCAUCUGUAAUGAUGAGACUGGAAUCGAGCAGCUGAAGAAAGAAGAGAAACGAUGGGCCAAAAAGUCCAAGUGGAUGAACAUGAAGGUGGUGUUCGGUCACCCGUUCUCUCUGGCCUGGCUGAGUCCGUUUGCCACACCGGAUCACGGGAAGGCCAAUCUCUACCAGUACGUGGUCUGAGACGGCCGAGCCGACAACCUCACCUCCUCUGUCUCUACACAAACAUCUCUUUGCUUUUUAACUCUGUCUGCUCUGAAAGACCUGACUCUAGUGGGCUCUGUCCGCUCAUCGAGACACUGACAGCCUCGGAGAGUGACACUGAUGCACUGUUGUAACGAAUCCCACACUGUGAAAGCUGGCAUAUACAAAGUACACUAGUGAUGAAUUGGAUCUAGUCACCCGGUGAGAUUCUAGAGGCCUUGACCAUGAAAGCUACUAGCCAUCACCAGCCGUGGAAAAUAACCAGUGUUUCUUGUUGGUGUGAUUUGAUUUAGUUUUUUUGAUUGACGGAUGCCUUUACAUUCGCUGGAUGAUUAGGAAACGCCUUUUCUUUUUUCCUUUCUUGAUCAAAAAGAAACCAUAACUCGCAUAACACUAAUGGGUGAACAUCAUGAAAACAUGUCUGGGUCAUAUUCCAUACCAAAAUCUUUUUCUUUUCUUUAUUGUCAUUGUGACAUUAUAUUCAUGUCAAUUAAAUACAUUAUACUAUCUAAUUUUCAUUAUUGUAAUUUUCAUUGUAUUGUUAUUUUUUUAUAUUUUUUUGUAAUUCUCACAUGCUGAUUCUCAAUACUGUAAUAGUCAUUUCUUACUGAAUUACAUAAAAAAUACACACAAUUUUUGCAUUACAAUAAUUAUAGAUUUUCAUUAAAUACUGUCUUCAAUACUAUUUUAUGAAACUAUUCUCAAUUUUAAUAAACGUCCUUUUUACUUAAUUACAUAAAAAAGCCAUCAAACAUUUACAUAUUACACGUAUAUAUAGUAUUCAAAUGUUAAAAAUUUUUCAUUAGUAUUAAUACCUGUGCAUUUUGCUUGAAACUUCACGUUCAUCUUUUUUUCCCCCGUGGAUUUUGGGAUGAAAUAUGAUGUUUUUGACAUGUUUUAUGAGAUUAAUCUAAUUCAUCUAUGAAUGCAGUAGCUUGUUACAAGCUUAGAAAUACAUUUGUGACUGUAAUACGAGGUUUGCAAUACUUUCAUCCGUUCUCCAGAUGGUUUCCACUGUCUCUCGACGGUGGCACCCAUGGGUUUCUUGCGUUGUGGUUCAGUAACGGUGUCACUACAGUAUUUGAGCAUGAGCUCGGUCUUCCUGUAUCCAGACGGCUGCUGUCUUCGUCCUGUGCCUCCUCAGGUUCACAUCAUGCUCUUAUCAAUCCUGCUUCUCUUCCAGAUUCAGCUCGGACCAUCAGAUAUUCACCGUCUGCAGCCUCCAAAGCUUUGAAACUGUUGAGGUUUUCAGGGUGUUCUCUGUCUUAUUUUAUCCUUCAGCACAAUUCUCUCCUCUCUUGUGGUUUGGUGGCUCCACUUUGCUGCUUAUGACUGAAGGUUUGUUGGUUGGAUUUCAGUGCAUUGAAGUGUUCACCGGCUCUGCUAUCGGACCGAUAUUAUCCUUCGAGUCUGUACGGGUCGCUCAUAAUCACUGUCUUUUUAAUCAAUGCUUUAUGUUGUGCAUGUAUUUUAAAUAUAUCAAUAUCUUAAUGCAGUUGUGGGUGUUUCGGGUUACUUUCACUUCGAAAGUCAAUUCAAUAAAUUUCUCUUUCUGUUGUUUUUCCAUUG
Molecule: messenger RNA, 2784 nt
Organism: Carassius auratus (goldfish)
Lineage: Eukaryota; Metazoa; Chordata; Actinopteri; Cypriniformes; Cyprinidae
Product: palmitoyltransferase ZDHHC3-like
Exons: 7
Coding region: 292-1194 (300 amino acids)
Molecular function (GO): palmitoyltransferase activity
Source: RefSeq, a predicted model, not a curated record